This is a messenger RNA of Ipomoea triloba (trilobed morning glory), 771 nucleotides long. RefSeq lists its product as uncharacterized. NCBI's taxonomy places the organism in Eukaryota, Viridiplantae, Streptophyta, Magnoliopsida, Solanales, Convolvulaceae. Gene Ontology annotation, molecular function: protein binding. The transcript has 4 exons. Bases 1 to 771 code for a protein of 256 amino acids. The record is from RefSeq and is a predicted model, not a curated record.
AUGGCCAGGGCCGGCCCUGUAUUCUAUACGUAUCCCAAUGGUGUUGGUGAUAGUAAAGGGCACAUUUCUGUGUUUUUGUGUAUUCAUGAUACAGCUGCAUUGCCUUUGGGUUGGAAGACAUACCCCGAUUUAAAGUUUUUUAUAUUUGAUAAGAAGCAUGACAAAUAUUCGGUUCGGUUUUUCAAGGUUGGGGGUAUAAACAUGUUUCAUUGUAUCAAACCAGAAUGUGGUAUCUCAAAAUUGGUAUCUCGGAGUGUGUUUGAUGAUGCUGCAAAUGGGUAUUUGGUUGAUGACGCAUGUGUUUUUGGUGUUGAAGUUUUUGUGUUACAUUCUAAGUUUGUAGAACAACAUUUGAGCCGUUCAGUUAAGGUGUGUAAAACCUACACUUGGAAGGUAUCAAGUUUUAGUAAUAUGGGCAAUAAAAUUUAUUCUGAUGAAUUCACUGCGGCUUCAUUUCAAUGGAAAUUAGUACUCUAUCCUUUUGGAAGUAAGAAGUCUAGUCGGCUUAACCUCGGAUUGUUUUUGGAGCUUGUUGAUCCAGGAACUACCCCUAAAGGAGUGUUUGUGCAUUUCAUGUUAAGCAUUAUAAAUCGAAAGUCUGGGAAACUUCGAGAGAAACAAUAUUGUAAUUGCUUUGCCCCUGGAUCUAUAAGUUGGGGCUGGGAUACGUUUAUACCGCUGGUUGAUCUUCAAGACUUAUCUAAUGGCUUCCUUGUUGAUGAUUGUAUUAUCAUUGAAGCAUGUAUCAAGAAUGUGUCCGUCAUUCAGUAG